AUGGCGGGCAUGUGGUAUUCGGACGAGGGCGUGCGUGACUUCAAGUGGAUCAGCACGUCCAACAACCUCUGCUUGCUCUACCCCGACGCCCUCGCCGACCAGCAGGACCAAUCCUGGUGCUCUCUCUCGCCCCGAGAGGCACAGGCUGCCACAGACAGAGAGGCCACUAUGAGGCGCGAUGUGGUGCGGUUGAGCGGGGUGGAGGAGGGGGAAGGGGGAGUGGGGGGAGUGGAUGGGCGGAAAGGGGGUGCGGGGCGGGGUAGGAAGGGGAGUGGGGUGGGGAAGGAGAGGUAUGGUGGGAGGGUGGAUUGGAGGGAGGAGGAGGAGGAGGGGGAUUGGAGGGAUGGCAGUCGAGUGCGGUAUUCAGCUGACGAAGGGGAGGAGGGUGAGGAGCGAGGUACCUACAUGGACAAGAGGCGACGCCUCGUAUCCGCAUCCGAGCACAAACCCACCUUUCCCACAACCCUGUCCCCUCCCAACACAAAACCAAGCCUUCAUCCACCUAAUCACCACCAGCCACACCCCAGAAGCAGCAACAACAGACUGCAUCACCCAUACCCAUGGCGUUGUGGGGGUUUGAGAAUGAGGCGCCGGGGUUCACGGACAAGUUUGACGAGGAGCUGCACGACAUCACCGACAUCAAGCGCUGUGACACCCCGCGUGUACGGCCGCUUCGAGAGCCCCUGUGCUGUCACGCGCUACCUCAACCUCAGCGCCGUGGCUAGAAGAGCAUGUCUGGCCAAGUGGCCGCGCAGAGGGCGGAUGGAGAAGGUGGGGUAUGUGCCGCGGCACGGCACGUACAUGGGGGGCUUUGGCGAGGCUGUGGUGCCGCUCAUGCAGGCCGCUGGUGAGUGCAAGGUGGUGGUGCGUGCAGGGUGGUGGUGA
Molecule: messenger RNA, 885 nt
Organism: Closterium sp. Yama58-4
Lineage: Eukaryota; Viridiplantae; Streptophyta; Zygnematophyceae; Desmidiales; Closteriaceae
Source: the annotation of a GenBank genome assembly